Hippoglossus stenolepis (Pacific halibut) is the source of this 2416-nucleotide messenger RNA. Its product is annotated as N-glycosylase/DNA lyase. The coding region runs from base 130 to 1233 and encodes 367 amino acids. Lineage: Eukaryota; Metazoa; Chordata; Actinopteri; Pleuronectiformes; Pleuronectidae. The transcript has 7 exons. The record is from RefSeq and is a predicted model, not a curated record. Gene Ontology annotation, cellular component: nucleus. Gene Ontology annotation, molecular function: 8-oxo-7,8-dihydroguanine DNA N-glycosylase activity; damaged DNA binding. Gene Ontology annotation, biological process: nucleotide-excision repair; base-excision repair; base-excision repair, AP site formation.
GAACAGGUUCUCCUACUUUCUCAGAAGUAUCGAGUGAGUCUACGAUAAGUUUAAUAACAACAGGACACUGCCACGGGUCGGUAAACGCUGUAUAAGCUGUAGAAACCAGCAGGAUAAGUGUUCGCAUCAAUGGACAAACAUGCAGUGUUAUCAUCGGGGACACACGUGUGGAGAUCUCUGGCCUGUUCGAAGUCUGAGCUGCGUCUGGAGCUCACUCUCGCCUGUGGACAAUCCUUCCGAUGGAAAGAAACCGCGCAAGGCCACUGGACGGGGGUGAUGGGGGGACGAGUGUGGACCCUGACCCAGACAGAGGACACCCUGUGGUACCACGUUUAUAACAACCCAGGAGGGCAGGGGAGGGGACCGGCUGGGGGUUCCUCCCCAGGAGACAGUGAGUCAGAGAGGAGACUGAAAGGAGCUGUGAAGAAGGAAGAGGAGGUGACGGACACUGAGGAGGAAGAGCAGAUGCUGAGAGAUUACCUCCAGCUGAGUGUGAAUUUGUCGGAGCUGUACACACACUGGCAAACAGUAGACCCCCACUUCAGGCAACUCGCAGACAUUUUCACGGGUGUGCGGAUGCUGCGCCAGGACCCCACUGAAUGCUUGUUCUCCAUCAUCUGCACCUCCAACAAUCAAAUCUCUCGAAUCCAGGGCAUGGUGGACAGACUGUGUCAGACUCUGGGCGCUCCACUGUGUCAGCUGGAACAAACCUCUUACUUUGACUUUCCUUCCCUGACUGCGCUUGCAGACAGCAGCGUGGAGGCACGUCUCACGGAUCUCGGUUUUGGAUACAGGGCUCGGUUCCUGCAGCAGAGUGCCAAGCAGAUCCUGGACACCCAUGGGCUCCAGUGGCUUGAAGGUCUACGCAGUGUCCCGUAUCUGCAGGCCUGUGAUGCCCUGCGUACUCUUCCUGGUGUGGGCAAUAAGGUGGCGAACUGUGUUUGUCUGAUGUCCCUUGACAAGGCAGACGCUGUUCCUGUUGACACACACAUAUGGCAGAUCGCUAAGCGGGACUACAAUUAUGCUUCUGGCAAAGGACAGAAGAGUAUCACAGACAAACUUCACAGAGACAUUGGGGAUUUCUUCAGAGAACUCUGGGGUCCUUACGCUGGUUGGGCACAGUCGGUGCUGUUCUGUGCUGACCUGAAGAAGUUCCAAAAACUGAAAGAAACGCCACCGAUGCAGCCAAAGAAGGAGGAAGAGGAUGAAGAAGAAAUUGGGGAAGAAAGCUAGAAAACAAAGAUUAAGACGCAAGAAAAUGUUGCUGUGAAGCGUUCGAAAACCAAGUCCGCAUGUCACAAGAAAGCAAAGAUGUCGGUCAAGAAGGAGCGAGAUGUGUGAGGUAAACAAGCUUCUUGCAUCAGGAUUACAUUACAUUACAUUACAUGUCAUUUAGCUCACGCUUUUAUCCAAAGCGACUUCCAAUUAGCUUGGCUGGGGUUGAGCUGCCGACCAUCUGGUUGGAGGACGACCGCUCUACCCCCUCAGCCACAGCCGAUCCACACCAUAUUACAAAAAAACACACACAGAUAUUUCAGAUUAAUUUUAUAACCCGACAAAAUGAAAUGUACAGGAGAAAAUACAGGAGAAUUUUCCUACAGGAAAAUAUGAAAUGAUUAUUAUUUUAUAUUGUACGAUGAUCCUCACUGUUUAUAUUUAACUGUAACCUGUCCUAUGUCUACUUCCCCAUAAGUUCACUGUUACGAUUGCAACACAGGGUUGUUUUUACAAUAAAGCAAAAAUACUUCAUGCACUACUUUUUACUUCUUUCUAUUUUAAAAGAAAAUGUCCUUAUUAGCACAGUCAUCAAUACAGAUAAUAUAUUUAAAUCCAGUAAAACCAUCAGGUAAUUCUGCUAAAUGUUGCCAGAAGUGGUCACUAGAUGGCAGCAUGCUUUGGAAGAUGUUGCCCUGGGAGAUAAUGUCACAUAAUGGACCAUUUGCUUUAGCUUAUUUUCUUUCUUUUAUUUUUUUUUUUGAGAAGAAAUUGCACUGGAUGAAUAUUUUUAUUUCAGACCUCAGGCUCUUGUUACACCAUGUACACACACAUGCUGUGGCAUUUGUGUGCAUGUCUGAAAAGGUCAUAGGACAAAAAUGGUACUUCUUCUUAGUUUUCCUGCAUUAAAAUAGUGAAUCUGUCAGUUGGAUCAUAACAACAUUGUGUGGGUGGGGGGCUGUGGAGUGCCACGGUGUCUGUAUGUUUAUCUAUAGGCAGAAGUUGACUGUGUCAGCUGAUCUAUUUAUAGCAGGGAUCGCAGUUAUCUGUUGUCACUGCUCGGGGGUUAGUGUGACUCUUUCUGGUGACAACAUGGACAUGUCUCGUGUCCCAUUUGACUCAUUAAUGUCCCUUUACAGCAAUGAUGAAGUCGUAUUUUAAUAAAUCUAAAAUCUAUGGAAUAAAUUUAUACUACAAUGUC